AUGGCGACUGUCGAGGUGAAUCAAAUGGCUUUUGAACAAACUUUUAUCGCACCAAACAAGCACAACCAACAAGUUCCGAAUCAUCUACUUGACACAAGUAUGAGUUUUGUAUCUUUAAAAUUAUAAUACAUAUUUAGACGUUAAUUUUGGGCAUUUUUUUACUUCAUGUUUGCAGAAAUUUUUAGCAAAGUUGCCGAAAAUGACGUUUUCCAAGCCAGUCCUUCAAGGAUUCAUUUUACUGGAUUUGAACUGAAGAAGACAUCAAAGCAAGUUCUG
Molecule: messenger RNA, 276 nt
Organism: Paramuricea clavata
Lineage: Eukaryota; Metazoa; Cnidaria; Anthozoa; Malacalcyonacea; Plexauridae
Source: the annotation of a GenBank genome assembly